AUGGACGCAAAGGUCUCAGGUAUCAUCUCGGGCGCAGCCAACCGCAAUAAAAUGCCUGAAUACUUACGAAUUCUCGAUCAAAUUCUUCAUGGCCUUCACGAGCCUUCGAGGUCUCAGCACCUGAAAGAAUCUCGAAGAGGCGACGUUUUGGUCCGGGAAUUAGGAGGCCCUAGCCGUCUUCGGUCCAAGAUACUGGAAGUUAUCAACCCUGAAAUCCUUGCCAUUCUGCAGGGUGAGAGAACCAGUCUGGAAUCUCUUCUUCGGGUGAAAAAGUACGAAUAUCCAACCGACGGCUCUUGCCCUUGGGCAGUGUAUCUUCAUCUCCUCGAAAGACGCAUCAGAGAGCACACAAGAGAGCGAAUUCGCUUCCAGCAGAGACUUGAAGCCGAGCGAAACAUCGGAGACCAUAAAAAGCUGCCCUCCAGCCAUGUGGCCUUUUGGGUUCUGAGGGCAACACACAAUGCCUGGGCCAAGUUUGCACAGCUGCCAAGACAGCCCGCCACCGAGACUGAAAAAGAUCGACGACAGCUACUCUUGACCAUUUUCGAAGAGUACGCCGCCCUCAUCUUCCGGACACUGCUGCCGAGCGAGCUAGCUUUGAGGCUGCCUCCAGAUUGUGAAGUACAGCCUUAUUCGUGGGCCGGGCUCAACAUCUGUGACCCCCUGGACCAGCUGAUAAACGGUCUGAGGUCGUACGCGAAGAGCUCCAAAAAUAGCAAAAUGGGGAGACUUGGACUCCAACUCUAUGAAGAGCUCUGGAGGCAUGUGGACAUCUCGAAAGGCGAUUCAGAGACUAUUCCCAUCGUCUGCGGGGAGUGCAGGAAUGCAUCGACUGGUCUGCUAGACGAGGAGCCCCUGUUUGAAGUGCCAUCAGGCGCUUACCUAGCCAUGUCAAAGCACUGCAGCAAAUGCAGCCGAAGGCGCAUUCAUGUGCCAAGGGAUCAGUCCCGCCCCUGA
Messenger RNA from Colletotrichum paranaense, 957 nucleotides. RefSeq lists its product as uncharacterized. The transcript is spliced from 3 exons. The record is from RefSeq and is a predicted model, not a curated record. The coding region runs from base 1 to 957 and encodes 318 amino acids. NCBI's taxonomy places the organism in Eukaryota, Fungi, Ascomycota, Sordariomycetes, Glomerellales, Glomerellaceae.